Molecule: messenger RNA, 5173 nt
Organism: Pleuronectes platessa (European plaice)
Lineage: Eukaryota; Metazoa; Chordata; Actinopteri; Pleuronectiformes; Pleuronectidae
Gene: adcy1a
Product: adenylate cyclase 1a
Exons: 20
Coding region: 1-3498 (1165 amino acids)
Biological process (GO): intracellular signal transduction; cAMP biosynthetic process; adenylate cyclase-activating G protein-coupled receptor signaling pathway
Cellular component (GO): plasma membrane
Molecular function (GO): adenylate cyclase activity
Source: RefSeq, a predicted model, not a curated record
AUGAAUGGCACUGGCAUGGAGGAAAUACCGUUUCAGAAAGUCAAAACCAGGCGGAAGAGAGGUCACUGCCCACCGAGUGUCCCCCUGACCACCAUCGCAUGCGAGGACGAGUUCGACUGCAAGGAGCUGGAGUCCCUCUUCCAGAACUACAACCUGAAGCUGGAGCAGACGUCCACCCUCAAAGCGCUGGCCGUGCUCAUCUUCCUGUCCUCCGCACUGGCCGUGGUGGAGUUGCUGUCCGGCCCCAGCCUCACCAUCUCCAAGGGGUCCCAUCCGGUGCACUGUGUCAUCUUCGUCUCCCUGUUCAUCGUAACCAACGUCAAGUACCUGCAGGUGACUCAGCUGCAGCAGAUCGUCAACCUGACGCUGCUCUUCGGCUUCACCUUCUCCUUCCUCUGCUGCCCCUUCUCCCUGGGCGCGAUGGGGAUGGAGCCGCCGACGUCCCCGGAGCAGGGCAUGUGGCAGCUCAUCCUGGUCACCUUCGUCGCCUACGCGCUCCUACCUGUGCGCACGCUCCUGGCCGUGGUGUUCGGAAUAAUGGUCUCCAUCUCGCACUUGAUUGUGACGGCCACUUCUGUCACCGUGAAGACGCAGCGGCUCUGGAGAACGUUGGUUGCCAACACAGUCCUCUUCACCAGUGUCAACCUGUCAGGGCUGUUUGUGCGCAUCCUGACAGAGCGAGCCCAGAGGAAGGACUUCCUUCAGGCUCGCAACUGCAUCGAGGAGAAGCUCCAAAUGGAGGACGAGAACGAGAAGCAGGAGCGCUUGCUAAUGAGUCUGUUGCCCAGGAACGUAGCUAUGGAGAUGAAAGAGGAUUUCCUGAAGCCCCCGGAAAGGAUCUUUCACAAAAUCUACAUCCAGCGCCACGACAACGUCAGCAUCCUGUUUGCAGAUAUAGUCGGUUUCACCAGUCUGGCCUCGCAGUGCACAGCCCAGGAACUGGUGAAACUGCUAAAUGAGCUGUUUGGGAAGUUUGAUGAGCUUGCCACGGAGAAUCACUGCCGCAGGAUUAAGAUCUUGGGUGACUGUUACUACUGUGUGUCUGGACUGACCCAGCCCAAGACCGACCACGCCCACUGCUGUGUGGAAAUGGGUCUGGACAUGAUUGACACCAUAACGUCAGUGGCAGAGGCCACAGAGGUCAACCUGAACAUGCGCGUGGGCUUGCAUACAGGUCGGGUGCUCUGUGGAGUGCUGGGCCUCAGGAAAUGGCAGUAUGAUGUCUGGUCCAAUGAUGUGACCCUGGCCAACGUGAUGGAGGCUGGGGGACUACCUGGGAAAGUCCAUAUCACCAAAUCUACACUUGAGUGCCUGAAUGGAGACUAUGAGGUGGAGCCUGGAAACGGCCACGAAAGGAACCCCUUCCUCCUGAAACAUGAAAUUGAAACCUUCUUUAUUGUGCCAUCUCACCGACGGAAGAUAUUCCCAGGAUUGAUUCUUUCGGAUAUAAAGCCCGCCAAAAAGAUGAAGUUCAAAACUGUGUGCUACUUACUAGUGCAGCUUAUGCACUGCAGGAAGAUGUUCAAGGCUGAGAUUCCCUUCUCCAAUGUGAUGAACUGCGAGGACGGCGAUAAGCGGAGGGCCAUGAGGACGGCGCCGCAGAAGCUGAGGAACCGUCCCAACGCCAACCAGGCCACCGUGGUCCAGAGCAGCCCCAGAACGCGGGUCAACCGCUACAUCGGGCGGCUGAUCGAGGCCCGGCAGACCGAGUCGGACACGGCGGACCUCAACGUCCUCACGCUCAUGUACAAGUGCUCCGAGCGUGAGCAGAGGUACCACCAGGUCCCGGAUGAGUACUUCACCAGCGCAGUGGUCGUCUCUCUGGUCCUCGCUGCCUUGUUUGGCCUUGUCUACCUUCUCAUCAUACCACAGGGCACAGUGAUACUUGUCCUUCUUGUCUUCUGCAUCUGUUUCCUAGUAGCUUGUAUCAUGUACCUGCACAUCACUAGAAUACAGUGUUUUCCAGGGUGCCUGACCAUUCAGAUUCGCACUGCCCUCUGUAUUCUCAUCGUGGUCUUAAUCUACGCUGUGGCCCAGGCCUGUGUGGUGGGCUGUAUGCCCUGGCUGUGGGGCAGUGCCAACACCAACAGCUCCAUCCUCAUCAUCGAUGGCAUCAGCGGCGCCAACCACACCAUGGUGGAGCUGCCUUGCGAGGGUGCCCGCUACGCCUUCCUCUCCUGCGUGGUGGGCACCCUCACGCUGGCGCUUUUCCUGCGGGUCUCCUGGCUGCCAAAGGUGGCGCUAAUGCUCCUCCUCGGGGUGCUGUAUAUCACAGUGUUGGAGCUCAGUGGCUUUCGCGGGAAAGAAGGUGGGGGGUCCUUCCACAUCCGGGGCUAUGAGCCCAUCCUGUCUCUGUUGCUCUUUGUCAGUGCCCUGGCCCUCCACUCCAGGCAACUCGACCUCAAACUGCGCCUGGACUUCCUAUGGGCUGUGCAGGCGGAGGAGGAGAGAGAUGGCAUGGAGAAAGUCAAGCUGGACAACAGGCGGAUUCUCUUCAACCUCCUGCCCGCGCACGUGGCUCAGCACUUCCUGCUGUCAAACCCCAGGAACAUGGUGAGCCUCGCUAGUAGACAGGCAGGCAGACAAACAGAGAACCAGGAUCUGUACUAUCAGUCCUACGCACAAGUGGGCGUUCUGUUUGUCUCCAUCCCAAACUUCAACGAUUUCUACAUCGAGCUGGACGGAAACAACAUGGGAGUGGAGUGCCUCAGACUCCUGAAUGAGAUCAUUGCAGAUUUUGACGAGCUCAUGGACAAGGAGUGCUACAAAGACAUAGAGAAAAUCAAAACCAUUGGCAGCACAUACAUGGCAGCUGUGGGCCUUGUCCCCACCAUUGGUACCAAGGCCAAAAAAUCUGUUUACGACCAUCUCAGCACAAUAGCAGACUACGCCAUUGAGAUGUUUGAUGUCUUGGAUGAAAUCAACUACCAGUCAUACAAUGAGUUUGUCCUGAGAGUGGGAAUCAAUGUUGGCCCAGUGGUCGCUGGUGUGAUCGGGGCACGGCGACCUCAGUACGACAUCUGGGGGAACACGGUGAAUGUGGCCAGUCGCAUGGACAGCACCGGAGUACCGGGGAAGAUACAGGUGACAGAGGAGGUCUAUCGCCUGCUGAACAACAACUACGACCUGGUGUGCCGCGGCAAAGUCAGCGUUAAGGGCAAAGGUGAGAUGCUGACCUACUUCCUGGAGGGGAAAGUUCAGGGUGUGGGCACCGCCACCGUCUCUUCAGUGAUGCGCUCCGCCAGCUUGGCUCGUCGCAUCCACUCCUGUGGGAAGACGAGCGUCCCGACCAAUCUGGGCAGCAUCUCCACCGCCAGCCUGGCCGCUCACGCUGGCGUGGGCAGCAGCAGCGUCCAAAUGAACGCCGCCAACAGCAGCAUCAGCCAAGUGACUUGUCUCCCCUCCUCCAGCGUGCCUGCAGUGGGCGAGGAGGACGAGGAGGACAUUGAGGUGACGGAGAUUAAGAUCAAGGCUGUGGCCGCCGCUGCAGAUGUGUAGGGAAGAAAAACAGGGACUGUAAACCGAGCAGGAAAAAAAGGGAAAGAAAACCCUGGCUGGAGGCCGAGAGACGACGGGGCUGUUCAGGUAUUUCCUUUAAAUCCAGAGCCACUGGCAAAACCCAGAAUACGCUCAUUCAGGAUAUGAACUUUCAGAGAGAUGACGUGGUGAUACAGACAAUCAUACUCGCCUUUAGGGAAGACAAACGGGGAGUGAAAGAGAAAGAUGCCCACAAUCUCUAAUCGUCUUUUUAACAUUUCUAUACCAGAUAAAUAGAUGUGUGGUGUCGCUGGGUUCCCUCAGAUCCAGGUAUAAUGUGCAUCUUCAUUUUAUAUAUUUAUAUUCUAUAUAUUCCAUGUGCAGGGGAUAUGUGCAUUGAUAUCCUGAAAAAAAAAAAAAGACUGAUCAUGCUAUUUGCUUUUGCACUGUCUUUCUGAUUAUGCCAAGGAUACAUUGCGUUAAUUAAGGUGUAAAAUUGUGUGGUUUUUUUCACGGUGGGUGUAAGCAUGCAUGUGUGUUCCUGUGAGCGUGUGUGUAUGCAUGUGUGGUUUAAUUCAGAAUUGUAACGAAACAGCACAAAGUACUUUUUUUUCUACUCUGAGCUCCUUGGAUGAAACAGGCUUUCUCCCCCCCCCCCCCGAGACAUCUUCCCCGUUAAUAGUGCAUGACUUGUUAAAGUUGACAGCCAUAGUGACUCCAAGUUGAAAGAAAACCAAAGUAACUGAGCUUUCAAAGAUCUUUAUUUUUUCACCCCUUUACAUUGCCUCACCAUCAGAGAGAAGAGGGAAGAUUCGGGCAGUAGGUUGAACAUGUUCUGCACGUUGCUCUUUUAGACGCCAUCGGAGUCUCUAGUUGUCUUUUUCUUAACCCAGUAUAAGGUUUCAGAGAACACUUGAUGGUCUCACUUUGCCCUGAUUCACAGACAGUGGUGGCUUUGAUAGUGAAGAGGCAGCAAAGGUCAAAGGUCAGUGUGAAAACCUAAAACGAUAUUUGACUAUUUGGACGACUAGAUGGACGAAAGCUGAUAUGCACAGACUGGACCAGUGGCAUAGGAUUGAUGAGGAUCAAUAUAUGUCUAUGUAUAAUGUGCAUUUAUCCACACAGAAGAGAGCACAUCCAUUACUUGAGCGCACACACACACGCACACUCACACAUUAAGCACACAACCUCCUGAAAUGCACACCCUCGUCCUUCACUCACGGCCUCUAGACACGAUUUAUGUACAUUCACAUAUUCCUCCCCCUCAGCGGUGUCCGGCUGCCUUCGUCUUUCAGGCAAACGUAACCUCCCCCCCGGCUUUUUGCUACAAUCAAACUGAACAGCUACAAGCUUUAGCGCCUCUCUCUUUCAGAUACAGCCUCAGAAAACGAGGGGCUCUUCAGAUAUCCUCUUUAUCAACGUAUAUAUACAUUAAAAUAUAUAUAUAUAUAUAUAUAUAAAUAUAUGAAACUUUGACUUGAUCUGCAAAAGUGUACAUACACAAUGUUUCAAGUUUUCUGCCUUACUCAAUAAGCUUACCGUGAUUGCAACCUGCCUUUUUAGAUAUAUUCACUUUGAUAUGCAGAUCAUACUUUUUUUGUAAAUAGCAAAGAAGCUGUAAACUAUGUUGUAUCUUGUACAGUUUGAAGUUGGGUUAUUGAAUAUUUUGUAAUAAAGACAAUAUUGGUGUAUAAGA